Molecule: messenger RNA, 363 nt
Organism: Haemonchus placei
Lineage: Eukaryota; Metazoa; Nematoda; Chromadorea; Rhabditida; Trichostrongylidae
Source: the annotation of a GenBank genome assembly
AUGACGAACGGACCAUGGGAUGGAUUGCGGGAGGUACGAAAACGCGUUGCCGAUGGUGAAAUUCGUCUUUCCGUGAGUGACAAGGGAGGGGAGUUCGUGGUUCUAACUCGUUCGCUAGACCGUGAAAUCACGGAACUCCACCUCAAUUAUACUUCUGUAUACGGUCACUCCACCGAAAAGGCAUUCCUCACCCAUUGUCACAAGCUGAAUACUUUGUGGGUGUCAAUUGGAAAGAUUGCAAAAUUAGANAGAACGUCUACGAGAGUGUGUACAGGCGAGGUGGAACGAGAGGAGUCACGUAAGCUAGCAUGCGAGAUCGCAGUCUUGAAUGGCUAUGGUACACAACACAGAUGGUCAGGCUGA